AUGUGUAUGACUAUUGAACGUUUUCGUGCUGGCGAAGCAAGUAAUCAGUUUUUUGAGUGUUCACCAUUCAACGAAGAUGAGAUUCGAGCGUACGGCGUUAAUGGUAACAAUGUCGGUAUUUGGAAUUUGCGGACUUGUCCAGAUGAUGAGGAUUUCGAUGAAACGCAGCAACGUUGCGUUGAACGACGAACUUACCGGCGACAACAGGCCAAUUGUAUUUUAAAUCCAACGAGUAUUGGCUGUAGACCGAACUGUCAAGGCAAAACUAUUGCUUUUUCAAAUCAGAAUCCAAUUCAAGGAGAUUUAUGCAAUUGGAGAAUGGCAAAUCUGCAAGCUGAUCCUUUUAGUGAGGCCAGUUUUUUGCAGUGCGUGCCACAGAGUCAAAACGAGCCCUGUGGCCGAUGGACUCAGAUGGCUUGCGCCCCAGGAACGACUUUUGCUUUGCCGAAUCAGAUUUGUAUAUCGCUAACAAUUAAUCAAGGUGACGCUAUUGGCUGUCCACCACAAUCAAAUCCUGUGUGUGCAUGUGCGCAGCAGCAACCAGGUGUAAAUCGUUGCCCGGGCCAAUCAAGAUGCAUGGAGAAUUUUGGAAUUUGUUGUCAGCAACAGUUGGGAAAUACGAUGCCAAUGCCGAAUUUUGGGCCACCUGUAGUUGUUUUAAAUCAAGAAUUAGGCGAGUUUCACAAUAAUUCUGUAAAUGGGAUUUUUGCAUCAUUUGCGAAGUUUCUAGAGGGCUGA
This is a messenger RNA of Dracunculus medinensis (Guinea worm), 738 nucleotides long. NCBI's taxonomy places the organism in Eukaryota, Metazoa, Nematoda, Chromadorea, Rhabditida, Dracunculidae. The record is from the annotation of a GenBank genome assembly.